GUCCCCGUGCCAGCCACGCCGGCGCCCAGUGAGCGCGGGGACGUCCCGGGGCCACCCCCGGACAGGGACAGGGACAGGGACAGGGACGAGGGGGACGCCCGGGACGAGAAGGAGCCCAAGGGCCCUGAGAAGAUGGAGACGGACGCCGCUGUCCCCGAGGCUCCCCCCUCUCCGGGCGAUGGCAGCGAGGCCGAGGGGCCGCGCAAGGGGGAGGACGAGGAGGGGCCCCCCCCGAGGGACCCCGAGGCCGAAGGACCCCCGGCCCGGGAGGACAGACCAGGCACCGAGGCCGAGAAGGGUCCCGGGGCCGAGAAGGGCGAGGAGAAACCCCCUGAGGAGGAGCCCAAGGAGCGACCGGGGGACCCCGACCCCAAAAGAGAGGAGGUGAAGGCGGAGAAGGAGCCCAGGCUGGAGCCUCGAGGCCAACAACGGGCGGCGCAGGAGCGGGCCGGCAACCGCGGUUCAUGUUCAACAUCGCUGAUGGGGGCUUCACCGGGCAUGGGGGGCUUCAAUGGGGGCAUGGGGGGAGAAACCGCGGUUCAUGUUCAACAUCGCUGA
Myiozetetes cayanensis is the source of this 558-nucleotide messenger RNA. RefSeq names its product protein TsetseEP-like. The transcript has 5 exons. Bases 133 to 558 code for a protein of 141 amino acids. NCBI's taxonomy places the organism in Eukaryota, Metazoa, Chordata, Aves, Passeriformes, Tyrannidae. The record is from RefSeq and is a predicted model, not a curated record.